Messenger RNA from Vicia villosa (hairy vetch), 615 nucleotides. RefSeq names its product large ribosomal subunit protein uL2-like. Gene Ontology annotation, molecular function: structural constituent of ribosome; RNA binding. Bases 16 to 615 code for a protein of 199 amino acids. Lineage: Eukaryota; Viridiplantae; Streptophyta; Magnoliopsida; Fabales; Fabaceae. The transcript has a single exon. Gene Ontology annotation, biological process: cytoplasmic translation. The record is from RefSeq and is a predicted model, not a curated record. Gene Ontology annotation, cellular component: cytosolic large ribosomal subunit; ribosome.
UUUUUUUUAAUAGGCAUGGGACGUGUUAUUAGGGCUCAACGAAAGGGAGCUGCUGGUUCCGUUUCCAAAUCCCACACUCAUCACCGGAAAGGACCAGCACAUAACGGUUACCUCAAGGGAGUGGUGACCGACGUUAUCCACGAUCCAGGUCGUGGUGCUCCUCUGGCCAAGGUUACCUUCCGCCAUCCUUUCCGUUACAAGAAGCAGAAUGAACUUUUUGUUGCCGCGGAAGGUUUAUACACUGGGCAAAUCAUCUACUUCUGUAAAAAAGCCACCCUAGCCGUUGGUAACGUGCUUCCUCUGAGAUAUACCUCAGAGGGAGCCGUUAUCUGCAAUGUUGUUAUCAGUGACAACCUUGAUAACAACACAGCUAGGAUCAAGCUUCCUUCUGGUUCAAUAAAGAUUGUGUCGAGAAACUGCUGGCCUAAGGUUCGUGAUGUUGCGAUGAAUCCAGUUGAGCAUCCCCACGGAGGAGGUAACCACCAGCAUAUUGGUCAUGCAAGUACUGUCAGACGUGAUGCACCUCCUCGACAGAUGAUUGGUCUCCUUGGUUUGAAGAAGAUUGGUCGGUUUAGAGGACAUGCUGCUGCAAGUGCUGCUAAGGGUGAUAAGUAA